ACCCUUUGGUCCGCAGGCCGAGGCUCUGUCACCGAGCCAAACCGGCUCCCCCGGUAACUGUUACUGAGGUGUAGCACACUUUCACCCGGGACCGUGAUGACAUUAUCUUUUUGUGUGAGGUUUAAAUAUCCCUUUUGUAGUGUCUAGCCUGUUUUCUGUUGUGCCGGGCCGCAGGGGCUCUGGUGGAGUUGAGAAUUUUUAAAACUCAGUCGUGGCAAUACUGUAUUUCACAAGGGCUUUGCUGCUCAAAUCCUAUAUAUUAAGAGGCUAAUAUGCAAGUUGUCCCCUGGACCAGGAGUUGGACCAGGGGGUGGGGCCGGCAGGUCAGCCUCCCGGGUCCCCUCCCCAGGGUUGGCCCAGCCCCAUUGGCCCCAUCGGGGUGGGCCAGCUGGACCCGCCUGGGCACGAAUUCGUGCACCGAGCCUCUAGUCUCGUAAUAAUUCUAUGAAGAAUGUCCCCGUUCCUUAGAUGACAGAAACUUAAGCUAGGUGACUUGCCCAAGGCCACAGAGACAGGAGAACAGGAACACAAACUCAGAUCUUCACGACGGAACUUUUUGUGCUAAGUAGGAGUUACCUGAGAACCUUAAUCUUUGUACACCCUGAGCCUCAUUUGUUUUCUUGAGAACUUCUGUGUUGAGGUUAUUUAACAUAAAAGAUGACAACUGCAGCUCGGCCAACUUUUGAACCUGCGAGAGGCGGGAGAGGAAAAGGAGAAGGUGACUUGAGCCAACUCUCAAAGCAGUAUUCAAGUAGAGACCUACCCUCUCAUACAAAGAUAAAAUACAGACAGACCACUCAGGAUGCCCCUGAAGAGGUUCGGAACCGUGACUUCAGGAGAGAAUUAGAAGAGAGAGAGAGAGUUGCUGCGAGAGAAAAGAAUAGAGAUCGUCCAACUCGAGAACAUACAACCUCCUCUUCAGUGUCAAAGAAGCCUCGGCUAGACCAGAUUCCUGCUGCCAACCUCGAUGCAGAUGAUCCUCUGACAGAUGAGGAAGAUGAAGAUGAAGAUUUUGAAGAGGAGAGUGAUGACGAUGAUACUGCAGCUCUUCUGGCAGAACUAGAAAAAAUUAAAAAAGAAAGAGCUGAAGAGCAAGCCAGGAAGGAACAAGAACAAAAAGCUGAAGAAGAAAGAAUUCGUAUGGAAAACAUUCUAAGUGGAAACCCUCUCCUUAAUCUCACUGGCCCAUCCCAGCCUCAGGCCAACUUCAAAGUUAAAAGAAGGUGGGAUGAUGAUGUUGUUUUCAAGAACUGUGCAAAAGGUGUGGAUGACCAGAAGAAAGACAAAAGAUUUGUUAACGAUACGCUGCGAUCUGAAUUUCACAAAAAGUUCAUGGAGAAAUAUAUUAAAUAGUACAGUUUUAUGUGCUUUAUUAAAGACUAUAAAAUGUAAAUGAUCAUUCUGACUUUA
Molecule: messenger RNA, 1410 nt
Organism: Myotis myotis
Lineage: Eukaryota; Metazoa; Chordata; Mammalia; Chiroptera; Vespertilionidae
Gene: CWC15
Product: CWC15 spliceosome associated protein homolog
Exons: 7
Coding region: 658-1353 (231 amino acids)
Biological process (GO): mRNA cis splicing, via spliceosome
Cellular component (GO): catalytic step 2 spliceosome
Molecular function (GO): RNA binding
Source: RefSeq, a predicted model, not a curated record